This is a messenger RNA of Ectocarpus siliculosus, 3547 nucleotides long. The record is from the annotation of a GenBank genome assembly. NCBI's taxonomy places the organism in Eukaryota, Phaeophyceae, Ectocarpales, Ectocarpaceae.
AUGGAGAACAUCCCGGCGGGGCAGCCCCCGAAGGCCUUGAGAGGAGACGACAUUGUUGUUGUGGAGCCAUUGCAACCUCUGACGCCAGGGGAGGAAGAAGAAGACCGACCACGACUACCACCACCACCGCCGGCGGGGAACGACGGACAGCGGCAGGGGGCGGGGGUGGGGGGAGGCGGCAGUGAUGGUGAUGAGGGGAAGACCGCGAAAUCCCUGACAGCUCCCUCGGAUGAUGACACCGACGACGAUGGUGAGGACGACAGCAGCAGCGACGGCGGCGGUAAGGGCCACGGCGGCAACGGACAGGGUGACGGAGAUAGAGGGGUCCCGGCGGAUGGGGUAAAGCAGGGACCGGGCGUAGGGGGGGGUGUAGUCGCGGGAGCGGGAGACGGAGGUGGUCUCCUCGCCGCAGAAGGGCUAGUUGAUCCUGACCAGCUAAGGAGAGAGGAGCGGCGGGCGCGGCUGAACGGCCUCGUGGCCGCGGCGGUGGAGAGGCAACGCGGCCAGGAGUGCAACGUGGCGUUCGUGAAGACGCACAAGACGGCGUCGACGACGAUCACGGCCGUGCUCUACCGGUACGGCCUGCGGCACGGGCGCAGGGUGGCCCGGUUCAAGGUGGAGGGCACCGCGGUAACCCUGGAACACGCCGCGGAAGAGACGAAGGAGAGCGGCAACCGUGUGGACAUUUUCCACUACCACUACGUGUGGAACGGCUACUUCGAGUCGACUUGGGAGAAAGCGCGGGGGUUGUUCAAGGACAUCAUGGCCGAGCCGGUUGCACCCCCGGUGGCAGCGGCGGCGGCGGCGGUAGAACCCAGGGAAAGCAGCAGCAGCGGCACGAAGUUCGUGACGGUGCUGAGGGAUCCCGUCGAUCACUGGCUGUCGUAUUUUUACUUCUACUACGAGCCGGAGAUGAAGAUGGACGUGGAGGAAUAUUUCUCGUCGGGAAGGCACAAGAACCGGCCCCUCAACAACCCUCUGGCGGCGGAGUUCGGGAUCUACAACGAGAGAGACCUGGACGAGUUCGUCCUCAACCACCUUACCGAGCUUCGCCCUGAUGUCGACGAGGGCCUGGUGCUGCUGGGCAGGGUCAUGGGCUGGGACCCGAUAGACAUCACCUACACCCCCCUGCUGGAGGCGCCGAGGCUUAAAGACCUGCAUCACUGGACCUUAACCGAGCUGGAGCGCGUGACAAAGCUGGACGCCGCCCUGUACAAGGCGGCCAAGGAGGCCUACGGCAAGGUGAAAGAGCUGCACUCGGAGGGCCUCGAGGAGGCGGUGGCGGACUUCCGAGACCUGCAGCUGGACGUGUUGGCGGCACUCAACGAGGGGGUCGGGAGAGGGGGCCAGGUGUCGCCGGCACGGGCGUGGUACAUGCCGGAGUCGGACUACUACUUCUACAGCGCCGACAAGAGCAGAUGGUCGUGGCGAGAAGGCGGUGGCGUGACGGAGCGGGGCGGCGCCACGAGGGCGCUCGGUUAGUGUUUUUUUUUUUACGGAUUCGAUGGUGACGCCGGGGAUAUCUAUUGCUGCUGCCCGUGGGUUUCUCUGGACGGAUCGGGCAAAGACACGGCAGGAGAUGCUAUACUGCUGCAGAUGACGCGAAGGGUAUCGUUGCCGUGGUUGCUCUUGGCGUGUAGCUGGCGACGCAAAAGGGAGGAGGAGGAGGAGGAGGAGGAAGGGCGGAAAGGUGACCUAGGAGCGUGCAGUCGUUUCGCCGUUAAAGAGAGUUGUGUCGAAAACAACGCGUCCGGAUGAAGAGGUCAAAAAGGGAUCGCUUUUCACUUGCGCCCGUGUUGAUUUGAUUGACCCGCAACCAGUUGCCUGGAUUUCUUUUUUUUGCAGAGAGUGGGUGGGGGGCUGAUCUGGACUCAGCAUCUUGUGUUUCUAUUGCAGCAACAGCGGUGGUUGGUACGCACGACUAUCACUCCCGGAUUCUGUUUUUUUUAGUCCCACCGAGCGUUUGUGUGCUUUUUUAAUCCUUUAGGGGGGGAAACCCAUCGAGAGGAGAACGACACAACGCCGACGUUGACGAUGAGCUGCUCAUGGCGCAUUUUAUUUAUUCUGUUGUUAGGGGUGGCGGACAAUUACAACAACCUUUUUUCAUCCCUAUAUUAUGUACAGUUGCCUAUCACUUUGCCAUGUUUGCGUGGUCAGAUCUUUCAUAAAUUGUGUGUUGUAGUUUUUUUUUUUUUUCGUCCGUCGCCGGAGGACCGCCGCUUUUCCGUUUCUGGUUCCCACCACCCGUUUAUCUACGAUGUGUGCAUGCGUUUACUCUUCUCAUGAGUGUCCGACAGCACCUUGGUGGUGGCGGGAGGGCCCCCCUGUCCAUGACUUCAAGAAUUUAUGGAUUUUCGGAUUUCACCUAGGAAGACAGUGGUUGGAGUGAGAGAAGGUCUGGUGGUCGUGCAACUCGGUGGGCGGAUGCGGUACGUGCGCUCCGAUUCCCGGCCGCCGCGCGCGGCGUGCGUUGUAGAAAAUUGGGGACCGUUCCAGCGCACAAGGUGGAGAUCGCUACUAUCAGUAUUAAUAGCGAUCUCUGUCAGCGGGGUAUUCGUGCAGAGCUGUCGGUUGUUCUUGUGUGUUUCUGACGACGGGUGCGGGGGGUGGUUCCGGUUGUAGCACGCGCUUGGUGUGUGUGUGUUUUUGCUCGCCCUCGUCUCCAUCGCUAUCGCAGGUGCCGGGCGCGCUCUACAACAGAAGGGCAUCGGCGUUGUGUUGUGUUUGGGGACUAUUGAUGUUGGCUGAGCCACACUCGAUUCAGCUGUUUUGAGGUUUUCCCUUUUUUUUGUUUUGUAGUUUUGUCCCCGUCGACAGCUUUUGCUGUUUUGGGGUCGUGUCACCGGUGUGUGCAUCUACAGAGUAGUGUUAGGUACGUAUCUGGUGUCUGUUACCAAGUCAUGCCUUGAGACCACAGGGGUCAGGAGGGCAUACGUGCAGUAGUAGCACGCGUGCUCUCUACGGCGCGACACAACUAGAAUAGAAGGGCUUGUUUGUUGGGCGUAGGUAUCUAUGCAAUUACACGCACGCUUCGUCUUGUUUGUUCGUUUGCUCGAGCCUUGUUGCUAAACGUCGCCCAUGACCAGUUUUCUCUCGAAAUACUGCCUGUAUCCGACGUGGCUCGCACACGGCGUGCCUGUAUGUCAUUAGACCACUUGGACGACGAUUAUCGAAUGGACGGGUGGAAAAUAGCUCAUUUUUAUUCGGCGGGUUUGUGAUGCUGCUGUGUGUGUCUCCUGUUCCUCGAGGUGUGUGUAAGUGUGUGUGUUUUUGUAGCACGACGGUGAUGUCCGGCUGGCCAAGUGAACAAGGGGUCAGUACCAGCCGGUGCAUCAACGUCCCUGGAAGUAUGUGUGCGUUUCUGGUUUCUGUCCCUCUUUCCCAUCAUGAUUGCCGUCUUUUGACUACUGUAUUGUCAGCAGCUCUCAUUGCGUGUCUCUCAAGCAUGGCCCUGUUUGUGGGUAGCUGUUCGCGUGUGUUGGUGUUGUUUUCAGUGUUAUGACAUGUUGCGGUGGUGUAUUUCUCUUCCUCGGCAUGUACAUUGAUU